CCGACUUCAGGAAGUACAUUCGGCACUUGAGCACGUUAGUUUUAAUAUUUUAAACAUAUAAUGCUACCAGCAGCACUUUGUAACGUAAUUAACUGAUUUUUCUGUUAUUAAUAUAGCAGGAGGUUCGCAUGUAUCUUUUUAGCGGGUUUCUACAGCGAUAACGGGCUUAGCUGCAGGACAGGUGACAUUUCCCCAAACUAGUGGCUGCUCUCUUCAUGUUGAAGCUGCUGGCCGCUGCUCUGGACCUGCUGCCCCGAUCCCUGCCCCGUCCCUGGUCCAGCAUCCCCUCCAGAGCCCGCCGGCCCGUCAGCGGGAUGCAGUCCGUGCAGGUGCGGUGUGUCCCCGGGGAGUCAAAGCUCACCAUCUCCUUCCUCCUGCGCGGCAGCCACAAGCACAUGCUGCGGGACCAGGACGAGGCUCUGGGGGGGGCGCUGGCCCGCAUCUCCCACGGCGUGGCCAAGGCCCAGGGCCGGGGCAAGAAGGGCCGGAGGGACCCCGAGCAGCAGCCGGCCGAGCCCGCCGUGGUGAAGCUGUUCCUGGGCGCGGACGAGCUGCCGGACUCGCUGCUGAACGCGGAGGCGUGGCGGGAUGGAGCCGUGCUGCAGGUGGGGGAGCUCCGCUACGCCGUGCACAGGAACGCACCCAGCUUCACCCUCGCACAGCUGCCCGCAUCCCUGCUGGCGGGAUUCCCAGUCUGCCCCAAGCUGGAGGUGGAGUUCGGGAGGCUGGAGGACUGCGAGUUCAGGUGGUUCAGAGAAAACCCCCCCGGUGAAAGCCCUGCAGCUGCUGAUGACGCUCCGGGGCUGGACGGUGGAUGGACGGAGGUUGGAUGCGAGCGAGUCCACGUCCCGUCCAAUCAGGACAUUGGCUGCAAACUCAAACUGAGAUGCACACCCAGAGACGGAGGUCGUAGCGGGGAAACCAAAGAGCUGGUUUCUGUUGCCGCUGUGGAGGCGGGACCAGGCAUGUGCACGUUUGACAACCGCCACCCCUACACGGUGAAGGAGGCGGAGUGGCCGGUGGUGAGAGUGGUGUCUUACAACAUCCUCGCUGACGUCUACGCUCAGACGGAGCUGUCCAAAACUGUGCUGUAUCCCUACUGCGCCCCGUAUGCCCUGCAGCUGGACUACAGGCAGAACCUGAUCAAGAAGGAGCUGGCUGGAUACAACGCUGACAUCGUCUGCCUGCAGGAGGUCGACAAAGGGGUGUUUGCCGAUAGUAUGACUCCGGCUCUGGAUGCCUUUGGUCUGAGUGGCGUUUUCAGGAUCAAAGAGAAGCAGCACGAAGGACUGGCCACUUUCUACCGCAGGUCAAAGUUUCGGCUGCUGAGCAGUCACGACAUCAUGCUGAGCGAAGCGCUGACCUCCGACCCCAUUCACUCGGAGCUGCUGGAGAAGCUUUCUGCCAACGGCGCCCUGAAGGAUAAGAUGGUGCAGAGGUCGACUUCGCUGCAGGUCUCUGUGCUCGAGGACCUCGUCCAGCCAGACAGGAAGGUCGUUGUCGCCAACACUCACCUGUAUUGGCAUCCAAAAGGAGGCAACGUUCGCUUGGUCCAGAUGGGCGUGGCUCUGAAGCAUGUGAGUCAUGUGAUCGCUGAAGUUGCACCGCGUGCCCCGCUGGUGUUUUGCGGCGACUUCAACUCCACGCCAAACUCUGGUGUGUACCAGCUGCUCAGCGAAGGUGCGAUUCCUCUCCAGCAUGCUGACUGGAGCAGCUCGGGCCCGGAGGAGUCCUGCAGCAUGGAGCUGAGCUCUGGUUUCCCGCCUCUGCAGAGCGCCUACGGUCUGCCGGCGUACACAAACUACGUUGGAGGAUUUCAUGGUUGCCUGGACUACAUCUUCCUACAGGCGGAGAGCAUGAAGGUGGAGCAGGUGAUUCCUCUGCCCAGUCACCAGGAGGUCACCACCUACGAAGCUCUGCCCAGCGUGGCUCACCCCUCCGACCACAUCGCGCUGGUCUGCGACCUGCGGUGGAACCUCUGACCUCUGACCUCCGACCUCCAUCAGUGGCUCUUCAUUAAAAAAGAAACUUUGCCUUUGAAACCUGUUCCUGUGGGUUCAGUGGAGUACAGAGGUGGGCGAGCGGAGAAACGAGCGGAGCCGAGGUCCCACGCCAAAGAACGUCAUGGAAAUGUUGACAUGAAGUUCGUAUUGUGCAGUCAUGACAUUUCAUCCCUGGUAUUUAGUGUCAGGAUGAAAAACAUUGAUUUAUUUUACUAUUUUAGAUGUCAUUUAUCAUUUUAUUUGGAAGAAAUGUUACUCCUGUUGGUGCUUCCUGUGAAGCAUUAAUGUAUAAGCUUCACUUCCAAGUGAGAUGGUUGAUUAAAUAAAUAUGAACAUUUUAACUGAAAUAUUUAUUAUCAGCAACAUUAUUAUCACACGUGCUGCUCAGUUCCGGUUAAAAGCAUCUAUUUACGCUCUCUGUUCAUUGAAGUGCUUUCUGUUGAUAAAAAUAAAAAGUAGCUAAACAUCCUGUUGUGGUUAUGCAAACUGCUGUAAUCUGAUUACUGUGUUUGGGUUCAUUUAAAAAAGAAAAUCUAUUUUGUUAAAGAAAUGGGGAAAUAAAAUGCACAGUUCUUGAAGUAUGACUAUCAUUAAACUUCAAUUCAGAUAAAUUUGGGACAAGAAGGGAAAAAUGUAAUAAAUGCAUUAAUGAAUAAAGAACUGAGAGUUAUUGCUACAUUUACUUUUUUUGAAAACCAGUUCCUAUCUUAUGGUGUUUAAAUAAAUUUUUUUUAAAUCAUUUUUUACAUUUCAGGCCUUCACCACAUACCCUGAAGGAUAAAUAGUGGGGCAACUUAAAGCUUGUAAGGGGGUGAAUGAAAAUAAACAGGUGACAACGGGUGAUUGUAAAGACUUGACAGCAAUUUCCAUGAAAGUGAGACUUGAGCAAAGAUGGAUGAGGAUCUCCACUGUCACUGUU
Messenger RNA from Cololabis saira (Pacific saury), 2922 nucleotides. RefSeq names its product phosphodiesterase 12 (gene pde12). NCBI's taxonomy places the organism in Eukaryota, Metazoa, Chordata, Actinopteri, Beloniformes, Belonidae. Gene Ontology annotation, biological process: nuclear-transcribed mRNA catabolic process, deadenylation-dependent decay. The coding region runs from base 216 to 1982 and encodes 588 amino acids. Gene Ontology annotation, molecular function: 3'-5'-RNA exonuclease activity. The transcript is spliced from 9 exons. Gene Ontology annotation, cellular component: mitochondrion. The record is from RefSeq and is a predicted model, not a curated record.